AUGCUGGUUAAUACGGCCAUAGAGCUAGGGCCUGGUGCACCGAAGAAACUCGAGCGGCCUGAUUACCGGACAGAGCUUGCGGCGACUGCGGUUGGACCAACUACAUCAAUUCCACCGAAGAGGACAGUGCCGUCGCGGACGCAAGAAGUCACGUUCCGUUCUAUCAUUGAAGACUACGGGGCGGAACACAAUUUGCUAUUUAUACCCAUCGGAAGAGCACAUGAGAAGUCGCGUAUGCCCCUGUUUAGAGUGUCGAACGCGAGCGGGAAGGGUGGGAUAUUGGUUUAUGUCCACGGUGAUGCUGUGUGGGCUCCUGAAGGAGACGAGUAUCGGGCAAUUACGCUGGAAGAGAUGGUCUUGAGAGUGAAUAAGUGA
Messenger RNA from Pisolithus orientalis, 375 nucleotides. RefSeq lists its product as uncharacterized. The record is from RefSeq and is a predicted model, not a curated record. Lineage: Eukaryota; Fungi; Basidiomycota; Agaricomycetes; Boletales; Pisolithaceae. The coding region runs from base 1 to 375 and encodes 124 amino acids. The transcript is spliced from 2 exons.